This is a messenger RNA of Acanthosepion pharaonis, 948 nucleotides long. NCBI's taxonomy places the organism in Eukaryota, Metazoa, Mollusca, Cephalopoda, Sepiida, Sepiidae. The record is from the annotation of a GenBank genome assembly.
AUGUCCUUCUUCCUCAGCUUUUAUUUAAACUUUUCUUUUUUCACUAUUUUUUUCAAACUUCACUUUCACCUAAUUUCACUCCAAUUUAUUAUACUUCUCUCUUCGUCUUUCUUUUUUUUUAUUUCCCUCUAUUUUCUCUUUGCUUCAACUGACACUUUUUUCUUUCCCAGCUCCUCUCCCAAACCGAUACACCUACUCCCUUUUAUUACAUGUUUCUUCUUUCUCUUUCCCGAAUCUCUUUUAAAUUCCUUACUUUAUCAAUCACUUCUCUGUCUUCUUAAAAUAAUUUCUUUUUUCUUCUUUUACUGCAACUUAUUUUCUCCGUCUCUUUCUCUUUAUUUUAUUCUUUUAUUGAUUUCUUUAGUCAUUCAUUUGUCUCUCACUAUUGAUUCUUCUAUCUGCAACUUUAUUAUUCGUACUCCAUCAGCCGAUUUAAACACCUUCUCAUUUCGACUUCCUUCCCUCAUUCAAUGUCCCUUGUCCAAUUUAACGAUAUACACUUUUUUGUAUCUACUUGUCAUUUAUAACUCUUUCUUUCUCUCUUGGUCACCUUCAGCUUCCCCCUUCUCUUUUAGCCUUUAUCUUUCUGUCUUUGCCUCACUCGUAUCUCUUUUUACUUUCGAACUUAGUCUUUUCUUCUUUCUUUCUUUUUUCAUCGACUUUGUCAGUGACUUAGUUUACUUUUAUUUCUAUGUUUUUCUUCUUUCCCUACAUCUUUUUCUUAAACUUCACUGUUCACCCACCCAGUUUCUUGUUUACCUAUUUGUCUCUCUGUCUAUCUCUAACUUUCUUUUUCCCUCCUCUCAUUUACCUUUCGCUCUAUCUUUAUAUCCCCCCUGCUCAGUUUUAACUGCAUGCACUUUCCUACUCUGUCAGUGCAUCUUACUCUUUCUUUCUCUCCUUUUCUUUUUCAUUCACAUCACGCCUCGCCUCCCGCUGUCGUCAUGA